Messenger RNA from Apodemus sylvaticus (European woodmouse), 1086 nucleotides. RefSeq names its product trans-2,3-enoyl-CoA reductase like (gene Tecrl). Gene Ontology annotation, molecular function: oxidoreductase activity, acting on the CH-CH group of donors. The record is from RefSeq and is a predicted model, not a curated record. Gene Ontology annotation, biological process: very long-chain fatty acid biosynthetic process. Lineage: Eukaryota; Metazoa; Chordata; Mammalia; Rodentia; Muridae. The transcript is spliced from 12 exons. The coding region runs from base 1 to 1086 and encodes 361 amino acids.
AUGUUCAAAAGGCACAAGUCCCUGGAACGCAAGAGGGAAUUAUUAUUCCAGGGACUUCCACAAUCCACAAUGAAGAAUAAUACAAGAAAUUUCCACUCUUUGUCACAACUUGUACUCUCAGCAGGCCCGCUAAAAACUACUACAGCAGUCAAACAUUCAAAAACGACUCACUUUGAGAUAGAAAUACUGGAUGCUCAUACCAGAAAACAGAUAUGUAUUGUGGAUAAGGUAACGCAAACAUCAACUAUUCAUGAUGUCAAACAGAAGUUUCACAAAACAUGUCCAAAUUGGAACCCUUCUCGAAUUGGCCUACAACUAGAAUACGGUGGCCCAUAUUUGAAGGACUACGUCACAGUCCAAAGUGUCGCAGCUUCUUCAAUUAUCACACUCUAUUUUACAGAUUUGGGUCAACAAGUCGGGUGGACCACAGUCUUUUUGGCUGAGUACUCAGGGCCUCUUCUAAUAUACCUUCUGUUUUACCUGAGGACCUCAUACAUAUACGAUGUCAAGGAGAGCUCUAGAUGGCCCCGACACCCUGUGGUACACUUGGCUUGCUUCUGUCAUUGUAUCCACUAUAUCCGACACCUUCUGGAAACCUUAUUUGUUCACAAAGUUUCUUCAGGACAUAGUCCUAUGAAAAACUUGAUAAAGGGUUGUGCAUUUUAUUGGGGAUUUACUUCCUGGAUGGCUUACUAUAUUAAUCACCCAAGAUAUACACCACCAUCAUUUGGAAACAGGCAAAUAAUAGUGUCUGCUAUCAAUUUUUUGGUUUGUGAAGCUGGAAAUCAUUUCAUCAAUACAAUGUUAGCUCAUCCCAAUCACACAGGUAGCAAUGCUUGUUUCCCAAGUCCAAAUUUUAACCCCUUUACAUGGAUGUUUCUCUUGGUUUCCUGUCCUAACUAUACCUAUGAGAUCGGAUCCUGGAUUAGUUUCACAGUCAUGACACAGACACUGCCAGUUGGUAUUUUCACAAUCUUAAUGACCAUUCAGAUGUCUUUGUGGGCACGAAAGAAGCAUAAGAUAUAUCGGAAGAAAUUCAACUCAUAUGUUCAUAGGAAAUCAGCCAUAAUUCCAUUCAUAUUAUGA